Molecule: messenger RNA, 2404 nt
Organism: Octodon degus (degu)
Lineage: Eukaryota; Metazoa; Chordata; Mammalia; Rodentia; Octodontidae
Product: L-gulonolactone oxidase
Exons: 12
Coding region: 167-1489 (440 amino acids)
Cellular component (GO): membrane
Molecular function (GO): FAD binding; D-arabinono-1,4-lactone oxidase activity
Source: RefSeq, a predicted model, not a curated record
CCUACUCUGCUCCCUGACCUGCUGCUACCCCACAGCCCCAGUUGUGCAUGCACCACAGAUUCUGUGAGCCGCCCAUCGCCACGGUUGCUGCUUCUGUGCUCCUGCUGCUCAGGGCUUGCUUCCCCAGAAAAGUCAGAGCCAGCUGAGGCCACCAACUGCUGCAGCCAUGGUCCAUGGGCAAAAAGGGUUCCAGUUCCAAAACUGGGCAAGAACCUAUGGCUGCUGCCCCGAGAUGUACUAUCAGCCAGCUUCGGUGGAGGAGGUCCGAGAGGUGCUGGCCCUGGCCAGGCAGCAGAACAAGCGCGUGAAGGUGGUGGGCGGAGGCCACUCCCCCUCGGACAUCGCCUGCACCGAGGGCUUCAUGAUCCACAUGGGCAAGAUGAACCGGGUCCUCCAGGUGGACAAGGAGAAGAAGCAGGUGACGGUGGAGGCUGGCAUCCUACUGGCUGAGCUGCACCCGCAGCUGGACAGGCAUGGCCUGGCCCUGUCCAACCUGGGAGCCGUGUCAGACGUGACAGCAGCUGGUGUCAUCGGGUCCGGGACACACAACACUGGCAUCAAGCAUGGUAUCCUGGCCACCCAGGUGGUGGCGCUGACACUGAUGACAGCUGACGGGGCCAUUCUGGAGUGCUCUGAGUCCAGCCAUCCUGAAGUGUUCCAGGCGGCGCGGGUGCACCUUGGCUGCCUGGGCGUCAUCCUCACGGUCACCCUGCAGUGCGUGCCACAGUUCCACCUGCAGGAGAAAUCCUUCCCCUCUACCCUGAAAGAGGUCCUUGACAACCUUGACAGCCACUUGAAGAAGUCUGAGUACUUCCGCUUCCUGUGGUUCCCACACAGCGAGAACGUCAGCAUCAUCUACCAGGACCACACCAACAAGCCCCCCUCCUCUUCAGCCAACUGGUUUUGGGACUACGCCUUUGGAUUCUACUUACUGGAGCUCCUGCUCUGGGCCAGCACCUUCCUGCCGUGCCUCGUGGGCUGGAUCAACCGCUUCUUCUUCUGGCUGCUGUUCAACCGCAAGAAGGAGAACAGUGAUGUCAGCCACAAGAUCUUCACCUACGAGUGCCGCUUCAAGCAGCAUGUCCAGGACUGGGCCAUCCCCAGGGAGAAGACCAAGGAGGCCCUGCUGGAGCUGAAGAGCGCGCUGGAAGCCAGCCCCAAGGUGGUGGCUCACUACCCCGUGGAGGUGCGCUUCACCCGGGGGGAUGACAUCCUACUAAGCCCCUGCUUCCAGAGGGACAGCUGCUACAUGAACAUCAUCAUGUACAGGCCCUAUGGCAAGGACGUGCCCCGGCUUGACUACUGGCUGGCCUAUGAGACCAUCAUGAAGAAGUUCGAGGGCAGACCCCACUGGGCCAAGGCCCACAACUGCACCCGAAAGGACUUUGAGAAAAUGUAUCCUGCCUUUCCCAAGUUCUGUGCCAUCCGUGAAAAGCUGGACCCCACCGGAAUGUUCCUGAAUUCCUACCUGGAGAAAGUGUUCUACUGAGGCGGGAGGGUACACAAGCAAGGCCCACCUUCUUGAGGGGAGGUCCAAGAGGCAGGCAUCCAUCCCCUCCUGACUCCAUGGCGUGAGCCGGGCUCGGGUCAGGGCUGUCCUCCCCUCCCUCCAUCCGCCCAGCACCCAUAGCAGGCAGGGACAUCGCACCCAAGCCCCCAAAGAUGUCCCCGUGCCUUUGCCUCCCUUUUCUGCACCUCCGGCCACCAUGCUCAGUUCUCCAGGAGGAAAGGUAGCCCUAAUGUGUGCUGUUUGUCUAGCAGGUCAGGAACCCCAUUACUCCCAGGUUCUGUCUAUUAGCAAGGUAUAGAAGUGAACGUCCCCAGGGCUGCGGCUUCCAGCAUUCCCUCUCCAGUCCUCUACAGGACGUGGCCCUUGGAGAUGUUUGGGUGCAGCUGUGGUGUGACCCCUGCCUGAUGUCCUUCACCCAUGAGGGUCAUGGGAAAUGACCUGUUCCCCAAAGGAAGGACAGCAACAUGUUAGAGACAGAUCUAUGUACACGUUCAUAGCCGCAUUCUUCACAGUACCAAACUGUGGCCCACACAUGCACAUCACUCAGCCUUAAAAAUGAAGAGAAUCAGAACCCAUCCUGCAGGAUGGAUGAACCCUUACAGCACUGGGCUGAGUACAACAAGCCAGUCAUAAAGAACAAACAUCUUAUGAGUGUGUUUAAAUGGGCUGCCUAGAGCACUCAGGUUCAUGGGGACAAAUAGGAUGGGGGUCCCACGAGUGGGGGAUGGGAGCAACGGGGGUUAGUGUCUGAUGGGUGCAGAGGGUUGCCUGGGAAGAGGAGAGAGUCCUGGGAACGGGUGGUGGUGGUGGCGGCUGCGCAGCAGGAUGAAGAUCCUGUAUGUCAUUGAAUUGCAUACUCUGUGUUUUUACCUCAAUAAAAUAAUGAAAAUUCCA